Ictalurus furcatus (blue catfish) is the source of this 1509-nucleotide messenger RNA. It is a transcript of the gene mbd2, whose product is annotated as methyl-CpG binding domain protein 2. NCBI's taxonomy places the organism in Eukaryota, Metazoa, Chordata, Actinopteri, Siluriformes, Ictaluridae. The coding region runs from base 122 to 919 and encodes 265 amino acids. The transcript has 7 exons. The record is from RefSeq and is a predicted model, not a curated record. Gene Ontology annotation, molecular function: DNA binding.
GUGUGCGCGUGUGUGUGUGUGUGCGUGUGCGUGCGCGUGUGUGUGUGUGCCAUUACCAGCCACUUUUGGCUCACGUCGCCGGGGUAGCAAUCCCCCUGAAUUGCACGCAAAAGUCAACUAAAUGAUUAUGGAGAGGAAGAGGAUCGACUGUCCGGCUCUGCCGCCGGGCUGGAAGAAAGAAGAGGUGAUCCGGAAGUCGGGACUCAGCGCCGGCAAGAGUGAUGUUUAUUACUACAGUCCAUCAGGGAAGAAGUUCAGAAGCAAACCUCAGCUGUCCCGAUACCUCGGCAACACGGUGGACCUGGGAUGCUUCGACUUCCGCACGGGAAAGAUGAUGCCCAGCAAAAUGCAGAAAAGCAAACAGAGGCUUCGCAACGAACAUCUCAGUCUGUCCAAGGGAAAACCGGACCUGAACACAGCACUGCCCAUCCGACAGACAGCCUCCAUCUUCAAACAGCCCGUCACCAAAGUGGUCAACCAUCCCAACAACAAAGUCAAGACAGAUCUUCAGCGAGCGACCGAACAGCCCCGGCAGCUGUUCUGGGAGAAGAGGUUGAAAGGUUUGAGGUCGUCGGACGUCACAGAAGAGGUUCUCAGGACUAUGGAGCUUCCUAAAGGUUUACAGAGCGUAGGUCCGGAUUCGUCAGACGAGACGUUGCUGUCGGCCAUAGCCAGCGCUCUGCACAUGACUUCGGGCCCCAUCACGGGUCAGACGUCCACCGCAGCAGAGAAAAACCCCGCUAUCUGGCUCAACACCUCCCAGCCACUCUGCAAAUCCUUCAUCGUCACCGACGAAGACAUCAGGGAACAGGAGCUGAAGGUGUACCAGGCCAGGAGGAGUCUGGAGGAGGCUCUGAUGGCUGACGGUUUGGCGCGGGCCGCCGAAUCUGCCAGAGACAUGGAGGGCAGAGCGGCGUAGAGACUCCAGCAGAACGCACUGAAUUCAGGCCACACCCCUUUGCGGACCCUUUACCUUAGAGAUGAUGUCAUCAGUCUGCGCCCGGACCUGUCCCGCAGACCCAAGCACACUUUACGCACCCACGGACAAACAGCUUCAACCGAGGCCUUUUCGUUCCCUUUUUUUUUUUUUCUUUUAAAUAUCUAGAGCAUAUAUUUUUGUGUACAUAUCUAUAUGAUUCAGAACAAUGCUUAUUUUGUGUCCAAAAAAAAAAAAAAACCCAACAACACCUGAAACAUUUUUUUCUCUACAGGAAAACAAUACUGAGCAAUACUUCUGAAAAACUGAAUCAGGUUGCAAUCUGCUGGAUUUGUAUUGCUAACUUUUUUUUUCUCUCUCUCUCUCUCUCUCUCUCUCUCUUUCUCUCUCUCUCUCUCUCGGUCUCCGACUGUUGUAAGGGAUUACGUUGUUUUUCAGGGUUUGUAACGAAUAAUGCAUUUACUUCCUUAUUAAUGAGAACUUGCUUAUUUAAGAGAAAUAAUUUUAUACAUUGGAAUAAAAAAAUACUUGUACAUUUUGCGCAUCAUAAUAGAAUAAAUAAAUAAUGUUCA